CGCCUGAAUGUUAAUGACGCGGAACGCUAAUGUGUCCCGACACUCUACUGACUUAGAUUAGUUUAGGACCAUUUCUACGCCGUGGACGGAACCGCCUGGGACAUCGGUGGGGCUCUCUGUAGAAGUCUUGUCCUUUUUAGAGAUCUUCCACUGUGAUUUCUGGCUGGAAAUGGAAUGGACCAAUAAGAUGGCUCAAUGUGAUGAACCCCGGUCACGCUCUCCUAAUGAUGUCAACCUGGGACCAACAGCCAACCCCCACGCCAGACCUACAGACUUUGAUUUCUUAUCAGUGAUUGGGAAAGGAACAUUUGGGAAGGUGCUACUGGCCAAACUGAAAUCAGACAAUAAAUUUUAUGCAGUAAAAGUCUUGCAGAAGAAAGUCAUACUAAAGAAAAAAGAGCAAAAGAACAUCAUGGCAGAGAGGAAUGUGCUGCUCAAAAGCCUGAAGCAUCCCUUUUUGGUCGGACUGCACUAUUCCUUUCAGACCCCUGAGAAGCUCUACUUUGUACUGGACUAUGUCAACGGAGGAGAGCUGUUCUUCCACCUGCAGCGGGAGCGAUGCUUCCUGGAGCCACGUGCUCGAUUCUAUGCUGCUGAAGUGGCAAGCGCCAUUGGAUACCUCCAUUCCCUCAAUAUAAUUUACAGAGAUUUGAAGCCAGAGAAUAUCCUGUUAGACUCAGAGGGCCAUGUUGUUUUGACAGACUUUGGCCUUUGCAAAGAAGGAAUGGAGCCAGAGUUCACCACAUCCACGUUCUGUGGAACACCAGAGUACUUAGCUCCAGAGGUGCUCAGGAAACAGCCCUAUGACCGCAUGGUGGACUGGUGGUGCCUUGGUGCUGUUCUGUAUGAAAUGCUCUUUGGCUUGCCCCCAUUCUACAGUCGCGAUGUAGCUGAAAUGUAUGAUGGGAUCUUACACAAACCCUUACACCUGCCUGGUGGGAAAACCAUGGCAGCCUGUGAUGUGCUGCAGGGGCUGCUGCAGAAGGACCAACAUCACCGCCUAGGAGCUAUUGCUGACUUUCUUGAAGUGAAGUACCAUGUGUUCUUCUCUCCCAUAAACUGGGAUGACCUGUACCAUAAGAGGAUUACCCCUCCAUACAACCCAAAAGUGAAGGGACCCGCUGACAUGCAACACAUCGACCCAGAGUUCACAACAGAGACUGUGCCUGGGUCAGUGGGCCGCACCCCCGAGCCGUCCUCUUGCCUUGGAACCAGCAGUUCCAGUGCCUUCAAAGGUUUCUCUUAUGUGCCCAGUGAUGAGAACUUCCUGUGACAGUGAUGGAGAGUUCAGUGCGGCUGCAUCUGAACUCUUUGCUGCUAGAUCUUCAACUUAACGUUGUAAUCAAUCUCUGGCAUAUCUCUCUGGUAUGGAAGCUACGUGAAAAACAAAAAGAAGCUGCAGUGACUGAGAGGAUGUCACUGUAUUUCCUGUCAUCACCCUGAAGGAUCUGUAAGACUCAUGCUUUCUUUAGUGGUGGGAAUUCACAUCCAUAUUUCAUAAAUCAGCAUUCCAGUUAUUUAUAUAUCAACCUGAUUGGGAGAUUAGGGAGCAGGCAGUUUGAGAAAGGUGCCUAAACCUAUGUAAUGCUCCUGCUUAUCAAUGACAACUGCCAGACUGCGCUUGUUGGAAGACUAAUGAACAAUCCACAAUACAGACCUACUUUAAAUGGGCAAUAUACUGACAUUUUUCAUCAAUGUUAACCAACUAGAGGACUUUUUUCCAUUGUACGACUAUGAUUUACAGUUCUGUAGAUUUCCUAUAAAUUGUAUAUAAAGGUACAUUUUGUCCAUAUUGUUUAAUUAUUUUCAUUUACUAAGCAUAGUUACAGCACGGAUAUGUUAAUCUUUCUUAGAAUGAGAUUUAGGUGCUAAAUUGUUGGAUAUAUCUAUGUAUAAAUAUAUUCUAACCAAACUGUUCAUUUGAAGGUUUUAAAGAUUGAAUUUGUUGAAUUUUUUCUGUUUUCAUAUAAAGCCAAGUCCCUAAAAACUAAAAUCUGUCAUAUUUAUAUUUAAUAUAUAAAAUUAUCCAAAAACCCUGUACUGUAUAAGAGGUUGAAAGAUCCAUAAGAAAUAGCUGAUAUUUUUUCUGAUUCAAUGACUAAAGAAUAAAGUAUUAACACAGACUCUGA
Molecule: messenger RNA, 2129 nt
Organism: Paramormyrops kingsleyae
Lineage: Eukaryota; Metazoa; Chordata; Actinopteri; Osteoglossiformes; Mormyridae
Gene: sgk2a
Product: serum/glucocorticoid regulated kinase 2a
Biological process (GO): protein phosphorylation
Molecular function (GO): ATP binding; protein serine/threonine kinase activity
Source: RefSeq, a predicted model, not a curated record